UCUCCAGAUGUGUUCUGUGCUCUGGUUGUCUCUGGGAUCUGUGAUAAUGAAAUGAUGAAAUUAACUUGUUAUUUUGUUAUCUUCAAAUUAUCUGAAGGAAGAAGGGAAUAUAUAUGUAAUUCAAAUUGAAUAAGUGCCUUCUAUUAAAAGGUGGAGAUGAAACUUAUUAUUCAAUUCAAUGUAUACAUAUAAUUAAUGAGAACUAACAAAAUUAAUUUGAAUAAACGUUCACUCGAUUAAAAAUGCUUCAUUGCAUACUAACAAUCUCUGUACUGCUAUCUCUUUUACUUUCGGUGCAUGGUCUUCUAGGAAAUGAGUGCAACAUUUAUGAUCUGAGAAGUGAACUAUGUGGCGAAUUGGAAAUAUGUGAUGAAAAUACUAAUUCCUGUCAGUGCGCUCCAGGAUAUAACAGAGUCGAAAAUUCUUGCAAAAAAGCUGUAUCCUUGCCAACUCCAAAUGGAGAUAUCACUUUACCUAAUAACUCGGAGUUAGUAAAUCACCACACAAGUACAUCAAUUUCAGGAGUUUUGAUGUUUAUAUUCAUAAUUUUUAUCAAUAUUAUCAUAGUUGUUUAUGUUGUGAAAAGAUUCAACCUUGUUCAUUGGAUGAGAAAUAAAAUUAAUUCAUGGAAUAGAUCCAAUUAUGAUGAAUUCAUGAUUGGUCGAGAUGUUGAUGAUGAUCCACCUCUGAGAUAAGUUACACUCUCAUAACAGCAAAAUAAAUUCAUUCUUUUGAAAGAACCAAUAUAAUUUUGAAAAAAGAAAAAUGAGACGCAUUCCACUACUAUCUAAUGUAUGUAAGAUUUCUUGUUUCUCAAACUUUAUCCUUGAAUACCCUGUAAUCAUUGAUAGCUACAGAUGAUGCUAUAUUGAUUCGAAAUUUUCUCUUUUUUUUGUCGAUACUCCAGGCAUGAAAACAUUUUAGUUAAUUGUUGUGUAUAAAAUUAUAUCAUGUGAAUAUAUGAAAUGUUUGAUAUUUUUUCAUGAAAACUAUCCUAAUAAAUGAUCAUUGAUAAUAUAAUCAUUAGGAAUCGGUGAUGUAUUUUUUAUAUGAUUGUGAUUGAGUUCAUCUAUAAUAUCUAGUCAAAUCUAGUUAUUAACUUUAUUCUGUUUGUGAUUUUAAAAUAUAAAAAGAGAUAUUAUCAAA
Coccinella septempunctata (seven-spotted ladybird) is the source of this 1146-nucleotide messenger RNA. RefSeq lists its product as uncharacterized. The record is from RefSeq and is a predicted model, not a curated record. Bases 243 to 695 code for a protein of 150 amino acids. The transcript is spliced from 3 exons. Lineage: Eukaryota; Metazoa; Arthropoda; Insecta; Coleoptera; Coccinellidae.